This is a messenger RNA of Lagenorhynchus albirostris (white-beaked dolphin), 5213 nucleotides long. RefSeq names its product tripartite motif containing 11 (gene TRIM11). The transcript has 6 exons. Bases 290 to 1696 code for a protein of 468 amino acids. Gene Ontology annotation, molecular function: protein binding; zinc ion binding. The record is from RefSeq and is a predicted model, not a curated record. Lineage: Eukaryota; Metazoa; Chordata; Mammalia; Artiodactyla; Delphinidae.
CUUCCUGCUUCCGUCCCCGCUUCGACUCCUCUUCCUCCCUGCGUACGGUAUUCCUAGGCCCUACGUUCCCGGAGCCUCUGCAGUCCCGGAGCCGUAUAUUCCGCAUCCCAGGAGUCGCGCAGCCUUGGACCCCGGAGCCCUUGCGCUCCGAAGCUCCCGAGUCCCCUGGUGCCCUGCACCUCGCGUCCCCGGAGACCCCGCGUCCUUGCGCGCUCCCCAUAGUCCCGGCAGCGGCCGGCCACCGCCCGACCCGGCGGACCACACUGCCCUCCUCCGUUCCACCGGUGCCAUGGCCGCCCCGGACCUGUCCACCAACCUCCAAGAGGAGGCCACCUGCGCCAUCUGCCUCGACUACUUUACGGAUCCGGUGAUGACCGACUGCGGCCACAACUUCUGCCGCGAGUGCAUCCGGCGCUGCUGGGGCCAGCCCGAGGGCCCGUACGCGUGCCCCGAGUGCCGCGAGCUGUCCCCGCAGAGGAACCUGCGACCCAACCGACCGCUCGCCAAGAUGGCCGAGAUGGCGCGGCGCUUGCACCCUCCGUCGCCCGUCCCACAGGGCGUGUGCGCCGCGCACCGCGAGCCACUGGCCGCCUUCUGCGGCGACGAGCUGCGCCUGCUGUGCGCGGCCUGCGAGCGCUCAGGGGAGCACUGGGCGCACCGAGUGCGUCCGCUGCAGGACGCGGCCGACGAUCUCAAGGGCAAGUUGGAGAAGUCCCUGGAGCAUCUGCGGAAGCAAAUGGAGGAUGCACUGCUGUUCCAGGCCCAGGCGGAGGAGACCUGCUCCUUGUGGCAGAAGAUGGUGGAGACCCAGCGGCAGAAUGUGCUGACGGAGUUUGAGAGGCUGCGCCGUCUGCUUGUGGAGGAGGAGCAGCGGCUGCUGCAGAGGCUGGAGGAGGAAGAGCUGGAGGUGCUGCCCCCCUUGCGGGAGAGCGCGGCCCGGCUCGGACAGCAGAGCGCCCAGCUGGCCGAGCUCAUCACUGAGCUGGAGGGGCGCUGCCAGCUACCAGCACUGGGGCUGUUGCAGGAUAUCAGGGACACCCUGCGCAGAGUCCAGGACGUGAAGCUGCAGCCUCCUGAGGUGGUGCCCAUGGAGAUGAGGACGGUGUGCAGGGUCCCAGGGCUGGUGGAGGCCUUGCGGAGGUUCCGAGGGGACAUGACCCUGGAUCCUGACACCGCCAACCCUGAGCUGGUACUAUCAGAGGACAGGAGGAGCGUGCGGCGGGGGGACCUGUGGCAGGCCCUGCCCGACAGCCCUGAGCGGUUCGACCCCGGGCCUUGUGUGCUGGGCCGGGAGCCCUUGACCUCGGGCCGCCACUACUGGGAGGUGGAGGUCGGGGAGCGGGCCAGCUGGGCCCUGGGCGUCUGCAGAGAGAACGCCAACCGCAAGGAGAAGGGCGAGCUGUUCGCUGGUAACGGGUUCUGGAUCCUGGUGUUCCUGGGGAGCUACUACAACUCCUCCGAGCGGGCUUUUGCCCCUCUCCGAGACCCACCCCGGCGCGUGGGCAUCUUUCUGGACUACGAGGCUGGACAUCUGUCCUUCUACAGUGCCAACGAUGGGUCGCUCUUGUAUACCUUUCCUGAGACGCCCUUCUCGGGGACCCUGCGGGCCCUCUUCUCACCUCUGUCCAGCAGCCCAACCCCUAUGACCAUCUGCAGGCCGAAAGGUGGGCCUGGGGACAUGCUGGCUCCCCAGUGAGCAGGCCUCUCAUAGCCCCUUGUCCUGCCUUCCAAGUCUGCGAGACACUUGAAAAACCUGAGAAGAGGGUGCUUGUCCUCUGAGCUGUGGAAAACACUCAUAAUGCCACUCGGAUACGUGUAGCAAACUGAACUCUGUCACUGCCACUCCCAGGAAGCCAUGUGAGUGUGUGCGGGCUGGGCUGUCCUCCCUCGGGGGACUCUCCAAGGUCAUCAGAUGCUGAGACCCCAUUCACCAGUGCAUCACACACAGUCCUUUGCAGAGCCCUGAGCCUAGGGCCCUGGUAGCUCUGGUUCCAGGAGCCUCACCAACCUGCCCCACCCAGCCUCAGUCUGGGGUGAGACACCAGGGCCUGCAGAACUCUCAGGCUGCAGUCUGAGCACCCCCUCAAAGCCUGGGGCCACACCUCGAGAAAGCUGCUGUCUUGUGAGACUGCUGGCCAAGGGGUGGCUCCAAGCCCACCAGCCUGUCUUGGGGUCUGGUCUAAACUGGUGGGGGGGUGGUGUCUGGAUGUAGUUGCCUCAGAUUAACUGGGGUGCAGCAGAGUCCUCAGGUGACAGGUGAUGUGGGAAAGGCCACAGGGAGGGAACUGGGAGCAAGUCACUGAAUAAAGUGGUUGAUUAACUAGGACACACAGGUGCCCUCAAAUCCCCCUGAACGUGGCCCACUCAGGGCUUCUGGAAGAAGCUUCUUCCCUGGUUCCCAGUGCAGAGGUUCAGUUCUGGGAGGUCUGAGGGCCUGGAGGUGAGUGUGAGGCUCAGAAAUGACCCCUCACUGUUUCCAUCUGAGCGGCACUGAGAAGAGCAAGCUGGCGUUGCCCUCUCAAAUGCCUCUUCAGUGGCCCGCGGCAUGGUCCCUGAACUCAGAACCCAGAGUCUCCUGCCUGGGGGAGCGGGGGAGGCCACAGAGAGCCCUGGCUUACAAAGUCCAGGGUUCGUUUUUGCUUUAAGUUUUGACGCUUCUUCACCUUUCUCAAGAAGGUGUGAUGCGGCGUCUCUGCACCCCUAGAUUUUUAUUAAUUGUAAGGACCAUUCUCACAGUAAAUAAAUUAACAGCUGUCUGUAGUCCCCUUAUCUUUAAGGUUGGGGGGUGGGGAAAUCCUCCAGAGGGCCCACCCUCUGGAAGGGGUUACAGAAACAAGAUGCUCACUGGUAAAGUCGGGGUUGCAGCUGCUGCCCACACAAGCACAGCAACUCCCAGGUAUGGUCUCCAUGUUCUUUGGCUCAACACGUGUGUUCGUUUCAUGCAGGGACUGUGGGCAUUUUUUUCAGAUAACCUGCUAAACAUUUUCCAUGUUCCUCUGUGUUCAAUAGCCAGUACUAUUUCAUUUACUUGAUUAUUUACUCAUUCUCCCAUUCUAGGGCUUUUUUGUUAUUGUUACUAUGUAUACACCACUUUUGAAUAUCUUGAACAACAGUUCCUUCAAAUUAUGUACACAGGGGGAAGUAUUUUCUCAGUUGAGUCAGGAGUCUGGCCAUGUUUUUGGCUGGGGAAUUAUUCCCAUAUGAUUUCCCAAGGAACGGGGCCCGCUGCUUCACUUCCUGUUGAGAAUCUGAGCAUAGUGUUUGGUUGCUGCCUGCAGCAAGAUUUGGACUUUAAGGUUUGGGACUUCCACAAUGGCCACUGGAAACCUAGCCUGUGGGGCAGCCUCGUGAGUUUAAUAAGUGAGCACACAACUGCCCCGAGGACACCAAGACGCCUCUGGCUGUGGCUUUAGAACAAAGCUGGACACAAGUGUAAGGGAGGAAAAAUCAUUUGCCCUCAACCCUUCUGAGUUCUUGGCUGAGACCCUGUAAUGAAGCUAAACAAGAGGAAAACAAAGACGUUUAUUGACACGUAUACCUCAGGCAGGCAUAGGAGAAACCCCAGGAAAAUGAGUAACUGAGAGCAGCAGCUUAGAUCUCUGGCUUAGAGAGCAUCUUCAACAAAGAACAAUGUUUACGCAGAAAUGACAGGGAAAGCAGUUUUAGGCUUCCAAGGUCGUAAAACAAGCAGGUAAACUAAUGGCACCUAAUGCUAGUUAGUAAGGUUUGUUAUAUGUAGGUCCUACCCCACCGCCGCCCCCCCCCAUCCCCGUACCAUCUCCAAACUGAUGAGAUUAGAAUUGUCUCCAAAUCUUUCUUGUGGAGAGGGGACAGGAAUACCUCUGUAAAUGUGUGUCCUGCUUUUAGAUAGAUGGGGAAAGGCAGGGAGCUUGUAUUUGCUUCUCAACACCUCCAGCUCAAAAUAAUUGUUACCAAACCAAACUUGGGUCUGCUCGACCAUGUGCAGUAAAUCCAAUCCACUAACACCGGGUUGUGAUGAAGGAAAAUGCAUCAUUUAUUGUAAAUGUGCCAAUACAAGGAGGAUGGGUGGCUCUAAAACCCCGAACUCCCCCUGAAGGGUUUCAGCAAGGCAUUUUUAAAGGCCGGGUGAGGGAGGGGGGGAAUCUCAGGGUAUGUGAUCAGCUCCUGCACAAUUCUCUGAUUGGUUGAUGGUGAGGUAACAGGGUGGUUAACAGUAUCAACCUAAGGCUCCAGUAGGUCUGGGGGAUCGUGAUCAUCAAGUAGUUAAUUUCUUCCAUUUGGUGGUGGUUUUAGCAUUUGUAAAAACUCAGGAAAUGUGCAUCAGAUAUCAGAGGAUAUGGGGGAAGGGUCUGUCCCAGGAAAGCCUCGUAGGGUCCUGCUUGGUUACAUAACCUUUAUGCCAAAUGAGAUGUUUUGGGGUGACAUGCUGCUACCGUCCACCAGUCGAGAGAGAAAAAAAAUGAGCUUCGGUGAUACCUGUUGGCAAACAGACUGAUUUUCAGGUUUACAAAGGUUACUCCUGCUGACUUCUGCAUCCCCAGGCUACCACCCAGUGUUCUAGGUCCAGAGAGACCACAAUGAACAUGCAAGCUCCUGCAGGUGCCCUGAUAUGUUUGUGAGUGACAGGUAGCAAUCUAUGACAUAUCUAUCCUACAGCGGGUGAGCCCCUACACUGGUAGUAGAUGAUCUCCUACACUGGCAUUAGGUGAACUCCUACACUGGCCACUAGGGGAGCUCUUGCGUUGGCAGUCAGUGCUGGCAGUUGGUGACCCCUGUGCUAGCAACAGAUGACUUACACUAGCAGUUGAUCUCCUACACUACCAGCAGCUGAGCUCAUACGCUAUUAUUCGUUGGUGAACUCCUACUUGGGUAGUUGAUAAGCAUUCCGGAGGAAAAUAAAGCUGGAUUGAUGUAGAUUAAGCCAGGGCAGUGCAGAAUGUGGUCAGCCAUUCCUGGGGCUUCCAAAACAACCAUAAGUAUUGCCUACCAAGUUUUUAAAUGCCCAGAACCUCUCCCCCUAGGUGACUCAGCCAGCAGACCAACGGGGAGACAGGAAAGAAGCUGUGAAGAUAAAAAUCAUUCUGGGUUGAUCAGUGCUUAAAAAGCAAUUACUCAGGAUGGCACGGACAGAGACCUCAGAAGGAGGAGGGAGUGGCUACUACAAUACUUAAGGCAUUAGUAACUGUGAUCAAUAGAAUGUUUGAAAAAUAAAAACAGCAGUCCUGGGUCUA